This is a messenger RNA of Phanerochaete carnosa HHB-10118-sp, 781 nucleotides long. RefSeq lists its product as uncharacterized. The record is from RefSeq and is a predicted model, not a curated record. The transcript has a single exon. The coding region runs from base 159 to 518 and encodes 119 amino acids. NCBI's taxonomy places the organism in Eukaryota, Fungi, Basidiomycota, Agaricomycetes, Polyporales, Phanerochaetaceae.
CGCCGAGCCGGCUGCAGACGCUCCUGCGCGCGAGCGCGGACGACCUGCGGGUGGAGGACCUGUCGAGCAGGACGCAGGAGGCGACGGCGGGGUACACGGGCGCGCAUCGCCGGCGCGGGAGCGGGUCGAGCAGCGUGUUCGCGGCGGUGCCGAGCAACAUGACGAUGCUCCUGCACGACGAGGGGUCUGGACCCGAGGGCCUCUGUGCGCGCUCGAACGCGUCGAGUUCGCCGCACCUGGGCACGGCGGCGCUGCUCAGCAGGCAGAAAGGCGGCGGCGGCGGCGGCGGCGCUGGUGCUGGUGCUGGUGCGAUGGCGCAGUCGCACGCGUUGCAGUACGGCGGCGCGGGGGACGUGUCGCCGACGACGGCGUGCUUCUCGGUUGCGAGCGGGUCGCCGGCGAGCCUGCGGCUGCAGCCCGAGCACGAGGUGCUCCUCGCGGACAUGCAGUCGCUCGACCUGCACGCACCUGCGGGCGAGGACGCGCACGAGUAUUGGACACACCAUGGAUUGUCGUGAUUCGUUCGUUCGUUCGUUCGUUCGUUCGUUUCUAGUUUUUGCCAUCAUUUCUAGCUCUGUUGUGCGCUUUGUGGCUCCGUCGUUUCUGUUCGUCUGCUUGGCUGCAUUUCUCUUUUCCCUUCCCUCUUCAAUUUUUGUCUGUUCGUUUUGGAGGCUUCGAAUGUCACCCGGGAACUCUUGCCGCGAGCUCUUAAUUAUUAGACGUCUUGCUACGCUCGUGUCUCUUUCUUCUUCUUCUCCUCGUCAAAUGUGUAGUAGUUCAG